Messenger RNA from Knipowitschia caucasica, 1533 nucleotides. Lineage: Eukaryota; Metazoa; Chordata; Actinopteri; Gobiiformes; Gobiidae. The record is from the annotation of a GenBank genome assembly.
AUGGCUCUGUGUGGAGCGAUGGCGGCGUACAGCGGAGGAUCGUCAGCUGUGGCCCAUCAUCACCACCAGCUGCAGCACCUGCCGGCACCUCACCUGCAGCACCACCACGCUCCACAGCACCCCCUGCAGGCCCCGGUGUCCGCUGCAGCCGUCCACUCGCUGCAGCAGCAUGCGUCCACAGGGGGCGCUGCCAUCAUGCUGAACCCUGGACAGCAGCAGUCGUACUUCCCCUCUCCUGCCCCGGGGCAGGCUCCGGGCCCCGCGGCCGCAGCUGCCCCAGCGCAGGUGCAGGCAGCUGCGGUCAAAGCUCAUCAUCAUCAUCAUCAUCAUCAUCACCAGCACCUGCAGCCACAGCUGGACAUCGAGCCCGACCGCCCCAUCGGCUACGGGGCCUUUGGGGUCGUCUGGUCGGUGACGGAUCCUCGAGACGGGAAAAGAGUGGCCCUCAAAAAGAUGCCCAACGUCUUCCAAAACCUGGUGUCCUGUAAAAGAGUGUUCCGGGAGCUCAAGAUGCUCUGCUUCUUCAAACACGAGAACGUUCUCUCGGCGCUGGACAUUCUCCAACCUCCGCACAUCGACUACUUUGAGGAGAUAUAUGUGGUGACUGAACUGAUGCAAAGCGACCUCCAUAAAAUCAUCGUGUCUCCGCAGCCGCUGAGCUCGGACCACGCCAAAGUGUUCCUCUACCAGAUCCUCCGAGGUCUCAAAUAUCUCCAUUCUGCUGGUAUUCUACAUCGAGACAUCAAACCUGGCAACCUGCUUGUCAACAGCAACUGUGUCCUCAAGAUCUGCGACUUUGGCCUGGCCCGCGUGGAGGAGACCGACGAGUCCCGGCACAUGACCCAGGAGGUGGUCACGCAGUAUUACCGCGCUCCGGAGAUCCUGAUGGGAAGUCGUCACUAUGGCAACUCCAUCGACAUCUGGAGCGUGGGCUGCAUCUUCGCCGAGCUGCUGGGACGGAGGAUCCUCUUCCAGGCCCAGAGUCCGAUCCAGCAGCUGGACCUGAUCACAGACCUGCUGGGGACGCCCUCCCUGGAGGCCAUGAGGACGUCCUGUGAAGGGGCCAGAGCACACAUCCUCAGAGGACCUCACAAGCAGCCGUCGUUGCCGGUCCUCUACACGCUGUCGAGCCAAGCAACCCACGAAGCAGUGCACCUCCUCUGCCGCAUGCUGGUGUUCGACCCGUCGAAGCGGAUCUCAGCGAAGGACGCCCUGGCCCACCCGUACCUGGACGAGGGCCGGCUGCGGUACCACACCUGCAUGUGCAAAUGCUGCUACACAACUUCCUCCGGCCGCGUCUACACCAGCGACUUCGAGCCCGUCACAAACCCAAAGUUCGACGACGGCUUCGAGAAAAACCUCAGCUCCGUUCGCCAAGUCAAAGAAAUCAUCCAUCAGUUCAUCCUGGAGCAGCAGAAAGGAAGCCGAGUCCCUCUCUGCAUCAACCCCCAGUCUGCCGCCUUCAAGAGCUUCAUCAGCUCCACGGUGGCACAGCCGUCUGAGAUGCCUCCGUCUCCGCUGGUCUGGGAAUGA